Molecule: messenger RNA, 1986 nt
Organism: Penicillium argentinense
Lineage: Eukaryota; Fungi; Ascomycota; Eurotiomycetes; Eurotiales; Aspergillaceae
Product: beta-N-acetylhexosaminidase family protein
Exons: 1
Coding region: 1-1986 (661 amino acids)
Source: RefSeq, a predicted model, not a curated record
AUGAAGGUCACCCCCGUUCGCAGCCGCCUUACAGCGCUAGUAACGUCCGCAUUCCUGAUCGGGUCUGCCAAUAGCGCGAUACCGCCGGCACCCGCCUCUGUUUCGGCCCCGCAGGUAUGGCCACCUCCACAGCAACAGACUUCCCGACCGGACGGCUUCCAGGUGCCAACUACCGCCGCGCUCAUCAUUGGCAAUGGUACCGACCAGCCCGCGGUGCGUGUGGUGCAAGACCUGCUCAAGGACGCCGGCGUGACGAACUUCCUCACGGCCAGCGGGUACAAGUCGCUACCCGACGCUCCGCUGCAUGUGUACAUCGGCGGCCCGUCUGAGAACAACGCCUCCGCUAGCGCACUCCACGAUCUGGGACUGCAGGGUCCCGACGGGCUGAAUCCCGAGGGGUACGUGCUAGGCAUCGGCCGCGACACAGAAAAGCACGCAGUUGUCGUGCUCUCUGGUAUCGACCAGGCGGGCACGUUCUACGCUGCGCAGUCGCUCCGGCAGCUCGUUGUGCCGAGCCCGGGCAAGUCCACGCUACCUGGUGUGGCGAUCCGGGACUGGCCCGUGACUUCGCUGCGUGGCACGAUCGAAGUGUUUUACGGCGUCCCAUGGUCCACCAAGGACCGGCUUGAUCAGUUCGACUUCUACGCGGCCACCAAGCAGAACAUCUACACCUACUCACCGAAGGACGACCCGUUCCUGCGGGCGCAAUGGCGCGACCCCUAUCCCCCCGACAAGCUCGCCGUCCUCAAGCAGCUGGCGGAGCGCGCAAUCGAGGACCACGUAGCCUUCACGUACGCGCUGUCCCCAGGCCUUUCCGUGUGCUACAGCUCCGACCAGGACGAGCAGGUGCUCAUCAACAAGUUCCAGUCGUUGUGGAAUAUCGGCGUGCGAGGGUUUGCGAUUCCCCUCGACGACAUCAGCUACACGCGUUGGAACUGUCCUGAGGACGAGGCCCGUUGGGGCACUGGCGGCGAUGCCGCAGGGCGCGCACAGGCAUACUUCCUGAACCGGGUGCAGAAGGACUUCAUCGACACCCAUGCUGGCAUUACCCCUCUCCAGAUGGUGCCGACAGAAUACAAGAACAUGAGCGACUCGCCGUACAGGACUGCACUGCGCGAGGAACUCGACCCGCGUGUGAUCGUCUUCUGGGCUGGCCCCCAAACUGUCACACCCAACAUCACUACUGCCGAUGCGCAACAGGCCAAGGCGGUGUUCGGCCACGACAUCCUGAUCGGAGACAACUACCCGGUCAACGACUAUGUGUCGAACCGACUGCUGCUUGGCCCCUACGCCGGACGUGAGCCCGGUGUUACCGGCCAAAUCUACGGCCUCACCGUUAAUCCAAUGGUCCAGUCCCAGCCGUCCAAGAUCGCCCAGUUCGGAUCUGCCUCCUUCCUCUGGAAUAGCCAGGCGUACAACUCCAACUCCACGUGGCUGGCAGGGCUGAAGUACCUCGGAGGUCCAGUCUGGCGGGCGUUGAAGGUGUUCGCCGAAAACAACUACUCCUCGGUCCUAACUGGUCAGGAGUCGCUGGUCCUGGCACCCCUGAUCGAGCGAUACUGGGGGUCUUAUAAUAACUCCGGACGCGAUCUGGGUCGUGACGCCCACGCGCUGUCAGACUACUUCGACCAGAUGGCCUCCACCCCGGAUCAGCUGAAGAAUGGUAUGAACAACACCGCAUUUGUGACCCAGUCGCAGGCGUGGCUCGACAAGCUUGGACUGUAUGGCCAGGCGGGCAACACCGCAAUGAAGGUUCUUACCGCACAGCAAGCUGGCGACGCGUCAGAGGCGCGAAAGGAGCGUCUGGCUCUCAACCACCUGCGCAGCCAGCUAGCCAACAUCUCGAUAACUGCGUGUCCGCUCGGCCAGUGCAAAGUCGUUUACCCGACCGUCGCGCCUGGAGUGAUGGAGCCGUUCCUCAACCGCACCGUGGAGCUCAACGAUCAAUGGCUAGGGCCACGCGGGGGCCUCGGCUUGACGAGAUAG